AGACCGCGUUUGAAUCGUUCCCCGCGUUGAAAUGCCGGGGGAUAAGCAAGAUUCGAAAGAAACCAAAGAAGAGCGAACUGUUGAAGGAGGCAAGGAAACGAACGAUGACAAUAAUCAACCCAACGAAGGACGUAAACGAAGGUUGCAAAACGCUGGUGAUGAAUCUUUGGUAAACGAGAGCGACUUACCCGCAAAAGUGUCGCGGACGGACACUAAGUACAAGACGUUGGAUGGGAAGUCAGGAAAAGUUGGGGAUAAAAACGAGGUCGACGUAAAAGAUGCAAGAAGCAAGGACGAGGCGAAGGAUGUUGAUUCUAAAAAGAAAGCUGCAUCAUCAACGUCAUUGUGCAGUGUCGUAUUGUCGCAAGUUUCCGUGAGUGGUGCUACUUCAAAAAGCGACGAGAAAGGAGAAAGUGGUCCAGUUGAAGGCACUCUGUCUGUGAACACGAAUUCAUUGAGUACAAGUUCGCCGGGUUCUCAGAAUGUCGAGGCGUCAUCAUCAGCCAAGAAUCCUUCUCCGAGGUCCAUCUCUCCGUCUGUAGCGCCCUCGCGCAAUAUGGAAGUGAAGUCCAGAGAUGGCGGAUCAUCAAGUCCUGUCAUUGCGGAAGAAAACGUGACAAAAGAUGUUCGAGGGUCCAACGAAGCUGCGGAAAAUGCUGGACAAGCCGAUGCAAAUUCACCCAGUGGAGAUUGCAAGGGGAAAACUUCUUCGAGAGGCUCGCCAACCAUGGAUAGUCGGGGGGACAAGGCACUGAAAACCGAUGAUUCUCUGGAGAACCCCGGUAAAGUUUCUGAGGCCAUUGACGCCAAAGAUCGUGAAAAUGGAGGAACAGAUAUCGCAGGACAAGAGAAGAAAGUCUCGUCAGAUUCGUCCUCUUUGCUGGUACCAAAAGUUGAAAAUACGGCGGAUGACGAGGCAGGAACUUUCGAAACGAUGGAAGCAACGGCCGACGCGGUGAAAGAAGAGCGUCGAGAAGAUUCCACAAACGUGGAACAUCCACGAAAGCGGAAACUCAAAACUGUUCGCGAGAACGGUUCUUAUUACCCGUCCCCAACGGCACCGUUUCGGAUCGAAGAGCAGUGUUUCUCGAAUCCGUUCGAGAUCUUUGUGAAAAUCCGGAAACAUUUAGAGAUACAGAGACGACAAUUGGUCCCCGUGCACCCAAAACCGCCGCAAGGGUACAAGGAUUACCUAAUUCACCGCGGCACGUACGUGUUGGACGGAAAUCAGCAAGCCCAGUUGGCAGCGGCGACUCAAGUAACUUUGCCGUAUUAUUUCGAGCAAUUUCCGGACUUGGCGCCCUUCAAGGAACUGUUCAUCGCGCAAGAGAAGGAACGGGAAAAGCUGCGGCUAAGGCAUUUGGUUGAAAAGGAGAAGUUGGUCUUGUGUGUGGAGCAGGAAAUUUUGCGAGUUCACGGCAGAGCCGCCCGUGCUUUGGCCAACCAAGCUUUACCUUUUUCCGCCUGUACAAUGUUGCGAGAUGCGGUUUUGUCUAACCCACCGCCUCCGCCGCGGGACCCAUGGCAAAAUCCACAUCAAAUGCUCUGCUAUCCAUCUUGCGAAGAAGGGGGCUCUUCCCGUGAUAGAACGGGCCUGCCGACGAGCAACGGCGCCGGUGGCACGGGAGGCGCCCGAUCACGUUACAACGGUCGCCUGUUCCUCUCCUGGCUUCAGGACGUGGACGACAAGUGGGAGAAAAUCAAGUCGGGCAUGGUGCUCAGGCAUCACAAUGAAGCCGAGGCGUUGCAAGUCGUCCAGCAGAUGGAUUGGGAGCUCAAGGUGCAAGAGAUGGGGCUGAGUGAUGAAUUGCGGGCAGCAGACGGUGUGACGAGCACCAAGGGUCGGGAUCCGCGCUGGAGCCAAUGGCCUGCGGGCGUGAUCCGACCGGACGAUCGGAACAUUCCCAUUGUUCACGUUUCGGAUGAUUUCGAUCUUUUGCCAGCUUGAAACGCGGCUGUUGGGCAUAUUCUUCAAAUUUUUGUUUUCUUCCCUUUGGGAACUUGUUGGUUCGAGGAGUUGUUUUGUAUGUAUUGUGACGGGUUUAUCAUCUGUUCUUCUACCCGCAAGAAUGUCCCGUCAGAAAAUAUUUUUGGAAGCAUGUCUUGUGGUACCUUGUUCAUGGGCUUGAUCCGUUUCUUCGGAAAGUCCGUCAUCUGAAAAUUUUGUUGACCUAAUAAUCUAACGUUAUAUUAAAUUCAUAAUCGGCAUCAGACCCCCCGAAAAGCCCCGUAGGUAAGAAAUGUGAAGCUAUACCUGAUUAUUAAUUUUUUCCGAUCCUUUGAAAAUACUGCAUUCUUCGUAAUUGGAGAUUUUUAUGUGUAAGUUAUGUGAUUCCAGGAAAAUCCUAUAAAAUGAAAAAUUCUCAACGUAUUCUGAAGUAUACGGUAGAUCGCCUCUAUCCACUAAAAAUAAUAUGCUGGUUGCCGAAUCUCCUGCAAGAAGUCCUAUGUACUGUAUUAAUUUUUUUUUAUUCAGACUUUUUGAAAUCCUUACAUUCAAAGCUGGGUCUACUAACCGAACAUUUGUGAUAUCGUGAGUCUUUUUUCCAGGGUUCCACAGUACUCGAUUUGUUAUUCACGAUAAUGUUACGAAUGAAAUUUGACACUUACAUCGGAAGAAACUAUAAUUAUAAUUUUAAAAAUCGCAUCUUGAAGAGUCGUUGGUCCCGCGAAGAUACGAAGAAAUUAUCUUCUAAUUUCAGUUAAUAUUUCCGAAAGAUAGAUUUGUGUCCAUUGAAGCCCACGGCCACACUGUGACUGAAAGUAUGAUCUUGCCUCUGCAAAACCGAUGUAUUUUUAUUCAUCGUUUGGUAUGUUCUUGUGCAUCUCUUGAUGGAAAAUAUUUUGGAUGGAGACAAUCGUUUUGAGCGUGGGAUGUCACAGCAAAUGAACUUGGUAUGCUUGGAAGGAAAUGCGAAUGUGACACGGUUUUUCAUUGUUCAUUUGCUUGAUUAUUCCUUUUUGGAAUUUUGACAAUGCCACGUUAGGAUUGAAAUUUUUCCAGCAUUCCCAGAAAAUUUCAAAUUUUACUAUUUUCCCGGAGUUGUGGAGUUCAAUGUUCAUCAGAAGUGUUUUUUAAUCCAUUCUUCCGUUGGAAAUUUAUUUUCGUGGAAUCAUGCUUGAACGUUCAACUUCAGAAAACUCGAACAGGCAUAAUUACAGUCAAAGAAUUAUUGAAGUAAAAUACUAUCGCCAAAUCAGGCAUUGCCGGUUACUUAUAAAAAUGCUUUCACUAAAAUUCCGUCCUUCAAUGUUUCAACUACCCGCAAAUUU
This is a messenger RNA of Notodromas monacha, 3273 nucleotides long. The record is from the annotation of a GenBank genome assembly. NCBI's taxonomy places the organism in Eukaryota, Metazoa, Arthropoda, Ostracoda, Podocopida, Cyprididae.